AGAUUAUUAUACCUCUGACCUUCUGUCAAGAUGGACAGCAGACAGAUUGAUGCAGUUGUCACAUCAACCAACUACAGACUAGCCCCAAAGUGCCAUUUUCCAGUUCAAUUUGAAGAUGUGUACACUGCAUUAAAAUGUUUUUUACACCCCAAAAUUCUUGAAAGAUGUGUAGAUCCUGGGAGAAUUGGUAUCUCUGGAGAUAGUACUAGAGGGAAUUUAGAUGCAAGAAUGACCCAGCAGGAACACCGAGAAACUGCUGUUAAGUUUGGUUCUCCACGCAGCAGCCCAUCACAAACCAAGGAUCUGGGGAUCUUCUCACCAUACCGAGAUCAGACUGGGUCGUGUUUUUGAAGACUGUGCAGCGUUCAGUCCUGUAACAGAAACUGACAGGCAGGAAG
Molecule: messenger RNA, 398 nt
Organism: Dama dama (fallow deer)
Lineage: Eukaryota; Metazoa; Chordata; Mammalia; Artiodactyla; Cervidae
Product: arylacetamide deacetylase-like
Exons: 3
Coding region: 31-351 (106 amino acids)
Biological process (GO): positive regulation of triglyceride catabolic process
Cellular component (GO): endoplasmic reticulum membrane
Molecular function (GO): serine hydrolase activity; triacylglycerol lipase activity
Source: RefSeq, a predicted model, not a curated record